This is a messenger RNA of Penicillium chermesinum, 522 nucleotides long. RefSeq lists its product as uncharacterized. The transcript has a single exon. The coding region runs from base 1 to 522 and encodes 173 amino acids. The record is from RefSeq and is a predicted model, not a curated record. Gene Ontology annotation, molecular function: carbon-oxygen lyase activity, acting on phosphates. Lineage: Eukaryota; Fungi; Ascomycota; Eurotiomycetes; Eurotiales; Aspergillaceae.
AUGGAGCCACCGAUUACACUCUGCAAUUAUCUGCUUUUGCUCUAUAAAGUGUGUAACAGCCCAAGAGAUCAGUUAAGCUUGGUCAAUAAUCUAGCUCGCUGCGAUGGAGUCAGCUGCGAGGUUGCCUUCGAGCAAUUGACCCACGAUACGAUUCUUUGUUGCAAGCAGUUGACGAAUGUCUUGAAGGGCAAGAAUCCUAAAGUCGAGGACACCGUUCAUUCCUUCGUUCAAGGAUACGUCACCUGGCACUUGUGCGAUCCGCGGUACAGAAUGGAAGAAGUCUACCGUCAGGCUGGGCAGAAUGAGACCGCUAUGAAAUUCCGUCGCUUCUAUGAAAAAGCAACAAGCAUAGGUGUGGUUGACUAUAGAGUGUGGGCUUCCCCAAAUAGCCCAGGCAGCAACAACAUGACUUUACCACAUGGAAAGAUUCAUGGAAAGACUCAUGGCGAUGUUCCUCAAAGUGAGAAUGAUCAGUGUGGUGAAGCGACCGAGAAAACGGAAGUGAGCGACCUUGUUCCAUAG